AUGGCGUCCAAGUUCGGGUUGGCCGGCGGCAUACCGGAGCGGCGAGUCCGCCCCAUUUGGGACGCCAUCGAUUCUCGCCAGUUCAAGAACGCUCUCAAGCUCGUCACCGCUCUCCUCUCCAAGUUCCCCAAUUCCCCUUACUGCCUGGCGCUUAAAGCUCUCAUCCUGGAGAGGAUGGGGAAAUCGGAAGAGGCAUUGUCGCUUUGCCUCAACGCCAAGGAGCAUUUGCACAAAAACGACUCCGUUUUGAUGGACGAUCUCACUCUCAGCACGUUGCAAAUCGUCUUCCAACGCCUCGAUCACUUGGAAAUGGCUACCAACUGUUACGAAUAUGCUUGCGGUAAAUUUCCGAGCAAUUUGGAGCUGAUGAUGGGGCUAUUCAACUGCUACGUUCGAGAAUACUCGUUUGUCAAGCAGCAACAGACAGCCAUAAGAAUGUACAAACUUGUUGGCGAGGAGAGGUUCUUGCUCUGGGCAGUGUGUAGCAUUCAGUUACAGGUGUUUUGUGGAAACGGAGGAGAAAAGCUGUUACUCUUGGCUGAAGGCUUAGUAAAGAAGCAUGUUGCCUCCCAUAGCUUGCAUGAGCCUGAAGCUCUCAUGGUCUAUAUUUCCAUAUUGGAACAACAAGCAAAAUUUGGGGAUGCUUUGGAGAUUCUCUCCGGUAAAUUGGGAUCGCUUUUACUGGUUGAAGUUGAUAAGCUACGUAUACAGGGGAGGCUGCUUGCUCGGGUGUGUGACUACGCUGCCGCUGCCAAUAUAUUUCAAAAGAUUCUGGAAUUAUGUCCUGAUGAUUGGGAAUGUUUCCUACAUUAUCUAGGCUGUUUGCUGGAUGAUGACAGCAACUGGUGCGAUAGGGCUACAACGGAUCCAAUUCAUCCUCCGAAAUUUGUUGAGUGCAAGAUUUCAAACUUGACAGAUGAAGUGUUUGAUUCUCGUAUGUCUAGUGCAUCUGACUUUGUACAAAAGUUGCAAGGAAAUACAGGCAAUAAUUUUGCAAGGUGUCCAUACUUGGCACAUAUUGAAAUUGAAAGGAGGAAGUGCUUAUAUGGCAAGGGCGAUGAUGUCAAGUUAAUGGAGGCUCUAAUCCAAUACUUUCAUGGGUUUGGUCACCUGGCCUGCUUCAGUUCUGAUGUUGAGAUGUUUCUUGAAGUCUUGACUCCUGAUAAGAAGGCAGAACUCCUGGGCAAGUUAAAGGAAAGUUCUGCCUCCAUUUCAGCUGUGCCAGCUAAAGUACUUGGGCAAUCAAUAACACUCUUUAAAAUUCAAGAACUGAUCGGAAACAUGUCCAAGCUUACUGUCGUUGAACUUGAGGGCUCUGUUGUGCAGAUGGUUGAGAUGUACUGUAAAAACCUACCACUUUCAAAGGACUUGGAUUCUCAAGAGAGUAUGCACGGGGAAGAGUUGCUAUCAUUAGCUUGCAAUGUGUUGAUUCAGUUAUACUGGCGCACCAGGAAUGUUGGUUACUUUGUUGAGGCAAUCAUGUUGUUGGAGUUUGGCUUGACUAUUCGAAGACAUGUAUGGCAGUACAAGAUCUUGUUGCUGCAUUUGUAUUCCCACUUCGGUGCCCUUUCUCUAGCAUAUGAAUGGUUCAAAUCACUUGAUGUUAAAAAUAUCUUGAUGGAAACUGUAUCACACCACAUUUUACCCCAGAUGCUGGUGUCUCCCCUCUGGGUAGAUUUAAAUAAUCUGCUAAAGGAUUAUCUCAAGUUUAUGGAUGACCAUUUGAGAGAAUCAGCGGAUCUCACAUUUCUUGCCUACCGCCAUAGAAAUUACUCAAAAGUAAUUGAAUUUGUGCAGUUUAAAGAGCGAUUACAACAAUCUAAUCAGUAUCUAGUGGCAAGGGUUGAAGGACCCAUUCUCCAGUUAAAGCAGAAUGCAGAAAACAUUGAAGAGGAAGAGGCGGUUCUUGGAAGCUUGAAAUGUGGUAUUCACUUUGUUGAACUCUCAAAUGAGAUUGGAUCCAAGUCAUUGACCUUUAAUGAAGAUUUGCAGUCACGUCCCUGGUGGGCACCAACUUCCGAAAGAAACUAUCUUUUAGGUCCUUAUGAAGGAGUAUCCUACUAUCCCAGAGAGAACUCGAUGACAGAAAGGGAAGCAAAUGUACGGAGCAUGAUUGAGAGGAAAUCUCUUCUUCCUCGGUUGAUUUAUCUGUCCAUACAGAGUGCUUCAACUUCACUCAAGGAAAAUCUGGAAAUCAAUGGAUCAGCAUCUGACCCUAAAAUCUCCUCAGAGCUGAAAAUUUUGCUAGAGCGAUAUGCAAAGAUGUUGGGCUAUUCAUUUACUGAUGCAAUAGAAGUAGUCUUGGGAGUUUCUGGUGGCCAGAAGUCUUUUGAGGUCUUUGGUUCGGACUUGAUCGACUGGAUAAACUUUUCUGUGUUUGUGAAUGCAUGGAACUUGAGUUCCCAUGAGAUUGGGCUGGCAAAUGGAGAAGGAGGUCUGUCCCGAGCAUGGCGUUGUGCGGAUUCUCUAGUGGAGAAGUAUGUUUCAGAUAUAGUUAGCUCUAUGGAGACUCUAAUUACCUCUCCGUGGGUUGAUCUUCCAAUUCUGAUACAGUUAGUUACAGAAUCAUUGGCGUGGCAUGGUCUUGUAAUUCAAUCUUGCAUUCGUUCAUCUUUUCCGUCGGGAAAGAAGAAGAAGAAAGCUGGAUUUGCAGAUCAAUCAUGUCUAUCUCUUCUCCGUGAUUCAGUCGUGUCUUUAUGCAAUACAUUAGAAAAGGUUAGGAAAUGGUUAAAAGAACAGAUCAACAGGCCAGAGGAUGAAAAUUUGGAGACCUUACUUUCCUCCUUGCAGAAAAAAGAACAAAUGGAGGGACCUGGACAGGUUUUCCAGAUUAUAGGAACUUUUACGUCAUCAAUAAAUGAGACAGAUCUUGGUGAUAGAAUUUCCCAAUCAUUGAAGUCUUGGAGUCAUGUUGAUGUUGGAAGGAAGAUAGUUGCAGGGAAGUGUACAGUACUGUCUGAGUUUCUCCAAAUUUGUGAUUCGAAAUCAAAGUUGUUUCAGGCAUUGAAACAGCAGAUAGCUCAAGCCUAAAGAGUGAUUUUGAAAUUUCAUCUGCUGUUUGUGCUGGUUCUGUACUUCCAACUUUGCCCAUUAUCUGUGAUCCAGCAUCUCACAAGAGAAGACUUGUUU
Fragaria vesca subsp. vesca is the source of this 3129-nucleotide messenger RNA. Its product is annotated as N-alpha-acetyltransferase 25, NatB auxiliary subunit-like. The transcript has 19 exons. Gene Ontology annotation, molecular function: protein binding; protein-N-terminal amino-acid acetyltransferase activity. Lineage: Eukaryota; Viridiplantae; Streptophyta; Magnoliopsida; Rosales; Rosaceae. Gene Ontology annotation, biological process: N-terminal peptidyl-methionine acetylation. Bases 1 to 3030 code for a protein of 1009 amino acids. Gene Ontology annotation, cellular component: cytoplasm; NatB complex. The record is from RefSeq and is a predicted model, not a curated record.